CAGGACCAUGGCUUGGUGUUCUCCCGCCACCCAACACCGUGCGGGCCCGGCCUGGUGGGUCCAUUUCCAAUGAGAUCUCAGCGCAGCCCCUCACACCCCGUGUUCCCCGGUCCGCUGCUGAUCGAGCUUGGCGGGGCUGUUCACCCCGUCCCGUCCCUGUGGGGCAGCAGAGCUGCGGAAACGGGCCAGCUCCUAGGGAGCCGAGCGAAGGCCCAGGGCUGUAGCACAGGACGCCUCCAGUCCGGCGCGCAUUGGGGAGCUGCCGCCGAAGGAGCCGCAGGAGGCCUGUGUGGCCCUGCGGGAGAGGCGGGGAAGCCGCUGCCGCAGGGAGUGUGGCCCGGGACUGCGGAACGCGCCGCUUCCAGUUUCCAGGCGGGUUGGGGGCUGCAUCUGCCCUGCGACAUGCACAGCAGCAGCCUGGGCCCGAUACGGUGGUUACCGAGUCACGCGGCCUGGGUCCUGUGGGGAUGCAGGCUGGUCCCCAGCACCCAUCCCCCUGUUACAAGACAGUCAUGGUUGUGUGCCUCUCCAUCUGCUGGAUUGCCUGCCUCUUUCUGCCCUCUGUUAAGUAGUGGGUGUAGACUUGCAUCUGUGGCCUCAUCGGAAUGGAGUGGUGGGAAUUUGUCCUCUGCUGGUUGGGAACAGGACAGCAAUGAGCCAGAACCGAGUAGAAAGCUCCUGGAAGCUGUCCGUCUGUCCCUGGCGGCACAGCAGAGACAAGCUGAUAUAGGGAGGUCGGAGCUGGGGAAGUUGUUGGAUUCAUUCUCUGACAUGGGAUUCAGUAAUGCCCAGAUAAUGGAGCUGUUCGGGUUGCAGCCCAAGCUGGCUCCUCAGACACGGCUGGCAGUGGUUUCCGAGCUCCUCCUGUUGGGCUUGGAUGCUGACUCCACACUGAGGGCCUUGCAGAAGAGCCCUGAGGUGCUAAGGAUGACGGCCCAGCAACUGAGGCAUCGUGCAGACUACCUGUGGAGACUGGACCUCGGAGAAGAGAACCUGCAGCAAGUGGUGAGCCACUGCCCCACAAUCUUCACCUUGUCCUUGAAGAAAAUAGAUGCAGUGGUGCGGGUGUUCAAGGAGAAGUGUAUUUUCACAGCAGAUCAGGUGACGGAGAUUCUGCAUCGCUACUCCAAUGUCCUGUUGGAGGAACCGCAUGACCUGGAGUACAAAUUCCAGGUACUCUUCCAUAGAAGUGAGGUGCAAUUCAGCAGUUCAGUCCCUGUAUUAAUGGGACUCCCAGCGUUCAUGACUCUGAAAGUUAUCCCAUGAACCCAACUCAUCGUUUCUAAAGGACUAAUGUUGCUCACAAUGGCAGACACCUACAAACGUCGUCUCCAAGGUGACUAACGCCCAGACAGCCUAGGACUCGGCUCUGUAUUUUCAUGCUCUGAGGAGGAGCGAUAGCGCACACUUACUGAUCCUAACCAGCCCCCCAUGCAAACAAUUUCAGUGUACCAGCCCUUGCUACAUCUUCAGACAUCUAGGCCUAAAUUUUCAGCUGUGACUGAUUUUGGGGGCCCACUCUGAGCUGGGUUAAAGGAGUUGGUUUCCGGAAGGUAGGCACUCAGCAUUUUCUGAAAAUCAGCCCCCUGUCACUGUGUCUCAGACUGCGCACCCAUAAUGACUAGUUUCUAUUGAAAAUGUGAGCCCUGUUUUCCAUUGUGUCUGUACGUUGCAGUGUUGCAAAGCCAUUGCAGUAGCCGUCAACGGACCCUACCUGCUGCCUGUCUUCUUUGAAGCAGUGCUCUCACAGCUCUCCUUGUAGCAGAUGUCCUGGUGGACUUUGUAGACCCUCUUGUAUCUGUUAGUACAAAGAGGACACAGCAGAACAAUUUGCUGUAGACAGACAUUGAAAAGGGUAGAGGCCUGCCUGGCCGCAAGCACUGGAUCCCUGAGGUCGCUUGUGCAGUGGGGUUUGGUCAGUCCUGAUCAAAAGACUGGUGUCAUGUCCAAUGUUGAUCAAGCUCACCACCAGCACCGUGAGGGGAGAGCACUGGCCACUCAACCACCAGCUGCAGGGUCUAUUGGCCAGGUUCAGAAUGGACUCCUAAUCCUUAGUGGAAUCCCAGCUACUCUUAGAGUCGGGGAGAGAGCCAGUUUUCUGGCUGGUAAUUAGGACAGCACAGUUUGGAGAGUGAGACGAGACCCUUCCAGAAAUGGUGCGUGGGUCUGGCGCAUAGAGGGUAACACAGUUAACAAACGUAGCCUGGACUCUAGGGUCUGGUGGGUAAGAGCCGAGUAAGUAUGUGCUGUGACUGGCUGCCAUUAAAGACCCACCGGUUACCACCCUGCUUUAAAA
Messenger RNA from Chelonia mydas (Green sea turtle), 2296 nucleotides. RefSeq names its product mitochondrial transcription termination factor 4 (gene MTERF4). Gene Ontology annotation, biological process: regulation of DNA-templated transcription; mitochondrial ribosome assembly. Gene Ontology annotation, cellular component: mitochondrion. The transcript has 4 exons. Gene Ontology annotation, molecular function: double-stranded DNA binding. Bases 70 to 1266 code for a protein of 398 amino acids. The record is from RefSeq and is a predicted model, not a curated record. Lineage: Eukaryota; Metazoa; Chordata; Testudines; Cheloniidae.